Messenger RNA from Protopolystoma xenopodis, 378 nucleotides. Lineage: Eukaryota; Metazoa; Platyhelminthes; Monogenea; Polystomatidea; Polystomatidae. The record is from the annotation of a GenBank genome assembly.
AUGGUAUAUGUCAACCAGGGAGAGUUUGCUAGCUUUUUUUAUAGACCCGAAGGGAAUGCUGAAACCGCCUCAUCGUUGUUGCCCGAAUGGGUGGGCUCCGGUGAUGCCACGUCCUGUCAUAUAGUGUUUUUGUCUACUUCAGAUCGUCUUGUGAUCGGCCAUCUCGACAGGGGCAACUUGGACACCUUCUUCGACGUCGGCCGCCAUCCUACCUCUCCACUUGGCUUUCUUCUUGAGCCGACUUUCUCCACCGUGGCCUCCGAAUCUACUCCUCCUCCGAUAAAUGUAAGCAGCAGCCUUGUCAUUAUCUUUUCGUGCAUUUUUAGCUCUAUUAUUAAUAUUUAUCCUUCUUCAGCCCAACUUGUCCGCAAUCUUUAA